AUGCGACAAAUUGAGAAAUUAUUCACGGAGAAUGAACCAGAUUCUGAUAUUAUUCUUGAAAAAGUUAUCCAGAUGGGAACUGAUUUUAUUGGUGGAGAAUGGAAAAAUGUUGAAAAAAGUCAAGUGAAUGUCAACAGGAUUAUUGAAGGCCAAUCAAAUUAUAUAUUUCAUGUGACGUCUUCUACUUCUUCUACUCCAUUUCUUCUCAGAGUUCAUCGUCAAAAAGACAGUCAUGUAUUCACAGACACAGUUAUUUUUUCAGUUUUCUCUGAACGUGGAAUCGGACCAAAACUGUAUGGAUUCUUCGAAGGAGGUAGAAUAGAAGAGUAUCUUCCAAGUAAAACAUUGGAUUCAGAGUCUGUUUUGAAACCAGAGUUCGUGUGA
Messenger RNA from Caenorhabditis remanei, 384 nucleotides. RefSeq lists its product as uncharacterized. Gene Ontology annotation, biological process: CDP-choline pathway; phosphatidylethanolamine biosynthetic process. The record is from RefSeq and is a predicted model, not a curated record. The transcript is spliced from 4 exons. Gene Ontology annotation, molecular function: ethanolamine kinase activity; choline kinase activity. NCBI's taxonomy places the organism in Eukaryota, Metazoa, Nematoda, Chromadorea, Rhabditida, Rhabditidae. Gene Ontology annotation, cellular component: cytoplasm. Bases 1 to 384 code for a protein of 127 amino acids.